Cannabis sativa is the source of this 783-nucleotide messenger RNA. RefSeq lists its product as uncharacterized. The transcript has 4 exons. The coding region runs from base 1 to 783 and encodes 260 amino acids. The record is from RefSeq and is a predicted model, not a curated record. NCBI's taxonomy places the organism in Eukaryota, Viridiplantae, Streptophyta, Magnoliopsida, Rosales, Cannabaceae.
AUGGUGAACUCUUUACGUAAGAGAGUUUCAUCUUCUAUUCCCGGGAUUCCGAACCGGAGCAACACCAUCGUCACCAAAAAUCCAACCCUUCGAGACUUGAAGGGCAAGAUUUUUGAUUUACCUUUGGAGAAGAUAAAAAACAUGCGUCCUACUGAUGAAGAGAGGCGGCAGCUUCAACUUGACGGUCUAUUUCUCGAUGAAUCUAUUGAUGAACGUGGUGUAGCGAAGCAAUCCUUCGAGGGUGGCUCAUCUUCAAAGAAGUCUGAUUCGGCAGAUAUUGAUUGGAUGAAAUCUAAGCUGGAGAUGCUCAGUUCGAAUCAAUCAUCAUUGGCCGAGGACUUCAUUUCGUUGAGGUGUUUUGUUGAUUUUAAUUUCAAAUCCGUAAUGACUGUAAUUAAGGAUAUCCAAGAGAAGGUUAAUGCCAUUCAUCGUCGUCCUUCUGACGAGGGAAAGUCAUCGGAUGAAUUAGUAACUCAAGAUUCUGAUGAUGAUCCUGAUGAUGAUGAUGAUGAUGAUGAUGCCGAGGAUGAUGAGAAGCAAUUGCCUGAUCCAGAAAAUAUUGAUUCCGACUCCGACGAUGGUGGUGAGUUGGUUAAAGUUGGUGGGGAUGCUGAUGAUGCCGACAAGGCCGUUACCGCUUGUCCCUUCGCCGAUGUGAAUCCUUCGAGGAUGUUGGAGGGAGUCCCCGCACCCAAUCCAGAUGUUGUUGGUGAAAAGUCGGAUGCCCUUCAUACCGAUGAAGAACCGAGGAUACUUGUCUACGAUACACCUCUCGUUGGAUAA